AUGCCCCCAAUGCCUCCAUUUGCUCCAUUCCAGUUCAGAGGAAGUUCUAACUAUCGUGGCUCGCGUCCUAAUCCGCGACAUGAGUUCACUUUCCGCUACCAGAAACCUGCCACCUCGGAGCGACCGUUGUUAUCCUCGAAGAGGGAAACCACACCCGAGCGGCUUCAGGGUGAGACUGAGACGAAAUCUAAACUCAAAUUUGCCGCUCUUUCUACUUUGAGCGACAGUGAUGAGGCAGAGAUGGACAUGUCCGAUGACUCUGAUGCCGAGCGACCACGUAAGAAACGUGCGAUUGCUCUCGAUGGGCCUCAAGAAACUGCUCUAGCCCCUCCUGCCCCGAAAUGGUCAAACCCCGAUCCCUACACCGCGCUACCUCCUCCGGCCGAAACUACAAACAAAAGGGUGGAUGUUGUCAAGCUGAUUCGCAAGGCGAGACUUGAAGUUGCUGCAAAGACAGACGAGACGGACGCAGUCAAGCAAAACUCGGACUUCAUUUCUCUUGGCAUGGCUUUCGAACCAGAAGUUCCACAGAGCAACGCUCCUGAUAACGCUCCCAAAGGGCCAAAGGCUCAAGAUGCUCUAGAUCCCGCUAUUACGAGUCGAAAGCGAACCCGUGACGAUGAGAUCAAAGGGUACUCUCGAAAGAGCGGAAAGCCUGCCAGCAGAUUCAACUACGAUGGUUCCGUUAUCGAUCAAUGGAAACCACUUUCCCCUGAGACAGGCACGCCUUGGUUCGAGGGCACCCCGACUUCCUUGCACGUGGGAACACAGCUGCAUAAUGAGAUUCUCAGCUUCUAUCACUGGGCUAAGCCACAGGAAUUCGAACAUAUCGUCCGUGCAGAUCUUGUCAAUCGAUUGGAGACUGCCUUCCAACAACGCUACCAUAAUGUUUCGAUCCGCGCCUUUGGUUCUUUUGCCUCGGGUCUCUAUCUCCCCACAGCUGACAUUGACCUGGUGCUGCUCUCUCACACCUUCUUACGCACGGGAGUUCGAACAUUUGGAGAGAGGAAGGGCCAAAUCUACGCGUUUUCGGCUUUCCUUAAGAGCACCAAUCUUGCCGUUCCUAACUCGAUCGAAUGCAUUGCCUCCGCCCGGGUACCGAUUCUCAAAUACGUGGACAAGCUGACUGGAUUGCGAGUGGAUUUGUCUUUCGACAAUGACAGUGGCUUGAUCGCCAACGAGACAUUCCAGAAAUGGAAAACACAGUAUCCGAUGAUGCCGGUUAUUCUAGCCGUGAUUAAGCAAUUUUUGUUGAUCCGUGGCCUCAACGAAGUCCCGACUGGUGGACUAGGAGGAUUCUCCAUCACUUGCUUGGUCACAAGUAUUCUCCAGCAUCUGCCCCAGGGCCAUUCGCAGCCAAACCUAGGAGUAGUCUUGGUGGACUUUUUUAAUUUUUAUGGCAAGCAAUUCUGCUAUGAUAAGCUGGCAAUCCGGAUGGACCCUCCAGGCUAUUUCAACAAGGGCUAUUAUUUCGGCAAUCCCGAUCGUCUCUCAAUCGAAGAUCCCAAUAACCGAGACAACGACAUCUCAGGCGGCACAAAGGAAAUUGGGUUGAUUUUCCGAGCAUUUUCUAAUGCCCAUACGGCCCUGAGGAAUCGCAUGGAAUAUCUUGCACUUGUCCAAGGAUCGAACAAGAGCAUUCUCGAACCUAUCAUUGCGGCGAACUUUGAUGAAUAUAUCGAACAACGCUACCAACUACGUCAAGUGUUCAUGGCGGAAGAGAGGUUUGCUCGUUACAGGGAGGCUCUACCUCCGCCUCCACCGCCGGGAUCCCCUCCUCCUAACGGAGCGUCUUCUCCUCCCCCUCCCCCUCCUGCCGACGGAGCAGGCUCUCCUCUGCCAGCGCCCCCAGCUCGCAAGCCUGCCAAAAAGCCCAAGUCAACGUCGAAGGGCACGAAAUCGGAGCCAGAAGAUAUUUCUUCCGAUGAAGCGCCCGGAUCAGAAGCAAAGUCUGCCAAAGCUCGGAAAGGUGAGACAAGACGUCAAGUGUGUCAAGAGCGUGCUGCCCGCCUCAAACGCCUGAGACCUGACCUCCAGAAACUCCCCAAUACCCUCAGCCUCCGCCAGGCUCGUCGCCAUGCAGGGUACGAGACCGAUGAGCAGAUGAACGCGGACCUGGAUAGAAGAGAGCAGGAACUUCUUGCCUCGGCCUAA
Molecule: messenger RNA, 2154 nt
Organism: Penicillium vulpinum
Lineage: Eukaryota; Fungi; Ascomycota; Eurotiomycetes; Eurotiales; Aspergillaceae
Product: putative topoisomerase family protein TRF4
Exons: 3
Coding region: 1-2154 (717 amino acids)
Biological process (GO): RNA 3'-end processing
Cellular component (GO): nucleolus; TRAMP complex
Molecular function (GO): mRNA binding; poly(A) RNA polymerase activity
Source: RefSeq, a predicted model, not a curated record